GUCUGAUGGAGCUUGAAAAACCCACUUUGAGAACCCGCCACACACGUACACACACUUUCAGAAUCGCCCCCAGCCGCGGACGCUCAGACUGUCUGGAAAAUGGUUGUUCAUAUUUGAUAAUAGAAUAAUAUUCCAGCCUGCGAGGGGGGCGUGCACGUGCGCGGCACCGUGCGCGCGAACGACGUGUCCGGCCGCGAGCUGAUGACGCGUCCGAAGAUUUUGUCCACGGCCGCGGCGGUGCCAGGCAAGCCCGAGAGCGGAGACGAUGGAAGAAGUCAACGUGCAAGAAAAGCUUGCUGAAUUGCUUGCUGCAGGCAACUCGGUCUCGGUCAGGAUGGCGGCUCAUCCCAAGCGGCGGCAUCACUGCACGCUGUGCGAGCGCGACUUCUCGUGCCCGUCGCGCCUCUCCGACCACAUGGCGGCGCACUUCGGCGAGAAGCCGCACCCCUGCCCCGUGUGCGGCAAGCGCUUCAGCAAGAAGAUCAACGUGAAGGUGCACCAGCGCGUGCACACGGGCGAGAAGCCGUACGCGUGCCAGGACUGCGGCGCCCGCUACGCCCAGCUGGGGUGCCUGCGCCGCCACCGCCUGCGUCACGCCCCGCAGAAGCAGCACGUUUGCGAGGAGUGCGGCCGCGCUUUCCUGCAGCGACGCUACCUGCUGCAGCACCAGCGUGUCCACACGGGCGAGCGUCCGUACGCCUGCGCUCUCUGCCCCAAGCGCUUCGCCUCCACGGCGGGCCGCUCCGAGCACCAGCGCACGCACUCGGGCGACGCCUACACCUGCGCCGUGUGCCGCAAGGUGUUCACCACGCCGUCCGCCUUCCGCGACCACGCCACGCUGCACACGGGCCGCAAGCCGCACCCGUGCACCGUUUGCAGCAAGAGCUUCAACCGGCCGGGCCUGCUGCGGAAGCAUCUGGAGAAACAUCUGGAAGACGCCGGGGAUGACGAGCAGGACGGCGAGGAAGAGGAGCGGUCGCAAGACGGCUCUUCGCCAGCGGAGCCUUCGUCCUGCGUGAAGAAGAAGAGCAAGAAGAGGAAGGCGGUCCACAAAUGCGAGCUGUGCGGGCGCGUCUUCUCCAGGCCGUACAAGCUGAAGGAGCACCUGGAGGUCCACGCCGCCACGCGGCUGCACGGCUGCUCGGUGUGCGGCAAAAGCUUCGCCAACGCCACCAACCUGAAAGCCCACGAGAAGAUCCACACGGCGGAGCGGCCGCACCGCUGCCACGUCUGCUCCAAGUGCUUCCUCAGGCCCUACGAGCUGCGCAAGCACGUCAAGACGCACGAGCGCCAGAGCCUCCUGGACCUGCCCGCCAUCCCCGCGCCCGCCGCGGCGACGACCUCGCUUCCGGUCGACGGAGAUGCGCAGCGGCCACGGGAGGAGCCGCUGCCCGGUCACCACGGCAACAAGCCUCGCAAGGGGGAGGCCGAGGACGACGAGGAGGCGGGCAAGGCGGCGAGCGCCGACGAAACCGUCAACGGCCUCAUCAACUCUGACGGCGAAGAAGAGGAUUGGAAGCCCGCCCUCAUACAAAUGGACGACGGCUCCGCGUCGGCGUCGACGGACAAGCGCGGCUGCGUGUGCCCGGUGUGCGGGCGCGACUGCUUCAAGGCGUCGGCGCUGCAGAAGCACCUGCGCAUCCACUCGGGCGAGCGCCCCUUCCAGUGCGCCACCUGCAAGAAGACCUUCACGCAGCGGGUGCACCUGAAAGAGCACCGGCGCAUCCACACGGGCGAGAAGCCCUACGCCUGCUCGCUGUGCCCCAAGACCUUCACCUUCUCCAGCGCGCUGCGCCGCCACCAGCGGCUGCACGGCGACGAGCGCCCCUUCGCCUGCCACGUGUGCGCCAAGACCUUCAAGCAGGCGGCGUCGCUCAAGAGCCACAUGCUGGUGCACUCGGACGUGCGCCACUACUGCCCCGUGUGCCACAAGGGCUUCAGCCGCCCGCUGGAGCUCAGCUACCACGUGGACGUGCACGACGCCAGCCGCCCUUAUUUCUGCCACCUGUGCCGCAAGAACCUGAGCGGGGCGCGCGCCUUCCGCAAGCACGUCAAGAGGCACCUGCUGCGAGAGGGCGCGGCCGCGGCCGCGGCGGCGGCGGGGACGCAGGGCGGGGCCGGGGCCGGCGUGCCGGGGCCGGAGCCGGAGGGCGGCGCAAAUGAUGUCGCCGCGACUGAGGACGGCGGGCGCCAGUGAUGCGCCGGCGGCCAUCUUGUCUUUCGACUCAGCCGUCAAUGUUUCCCUCCUUCAAUAAAAUGAAUCAGCAAAGCCACAUUUGAGUUUUUGAUUUUGGACGGGAAUGUAAAAGUGGUCGUCACCCGCGCCGGCAAGUGUCCGCCAACUGCCA
Messenger RNA from Syngnathoides biaculeatus (alligator pipefish), 2348 nucleotides. RefSeq names its product zinc finger protein 70-like. The transcript has 8 exons. The record is from RefSeq and is a predicted model, not a curated record. Lineage: Eukaryota; Metazoa; Chordata; Actinopteri; Syngnathiformes; Syngnathidae. Bases 266 to 2197 code for a protein of 643 amino acids.